This is a messenger RNA of Odontomachus brunneus, 2435 nucleotides long. Its product is annotated as modular serine protease-like. The transcript has 8 exons. Gene Ontology annotation, cellular component: plasma membrane. The coding region runs from base 143 to 2164 and encodes 673 amino acids. Gene Ontology annotation, biological process: proteolysis. NCBI's taxonomy places the organism in Eukaryota, Metazoa, Arthropoda, Insecta, Hymenoptera, Formicidae. Gene Ontology annotation, molecular function: protein binding; serine-type endopeptidase activity. The record is from RefSeq and is a predicted model, not a curated record.
UCCUCCGCUCGGUAAUUCCAGUCUCGCGUGGCAACCAACGUGGUCAGUAGAUGUGGGCAACGAUCUCAGUACAUGAUUAUAAACGGUGAGCCUUAAAGAAACGACGGACAGUGAUUACUAAUCUCUUGUAAAGUGUAUUACCAUGUGGAUUGUUACACGAAUCACUACUUUACUUACGGUUGUUUGCAUUUCUAUCAAUUCUGGAUAUACACAAGUUAAUGAUGGCUGUGGGUUAGAGAUGUUUCAAUGUAACAAUGGAGAAUGUAUAGCGGGUGAAUUAUUAUGCGACGGUAAAGCAGAUUGCAAAGAUCAGUCCGACGAAACUAUGACCGAGUGUACAAGACCAGAGAUUUUAUGCCCCGACUAUGCCUUUCGGUGUAAAUAUGGUGCAUGUGUAAACAGAGACACCGUUUGUAAUGGCAUCAAGAAUUGUAUCGACAAUAGUGACGAAAUGCUGCCUCAAUGUACGACAGGCAUAAAUAAUCAAACGGAAAGACCUGUGCAAUGCAAAACAGAUGAAUUUACGUGUGAAAAUGGAGAAUGCAUUCAAAAUAUUUACGUGUGUGAUGGAACAUCCCAAUGUACGGACGGUUCUGACGAGAUAUUUGCGAGAUGUGGAUCACUUGCUUGUCCACCAACAGCUUUCCGUUGCGCUUAUGGAGCUUGUAUUGACGGUGAUCAAUUUUGUAAUGGAAUAAUCGAGUGUGUUGAUGGAUCCGACGAGAAUUCAAACUUGUGUGGUGGAACAAAAUGGCCGUCAUCGUUCCCGCCAAUGACGACAUCAACGACAAGAUCAACAUUAGUACAAACUUCGCUUCCUCCUGUAACACCCACAACACUUGGCAUAACAAGAUUUUGUAAAACACCUUUGCAGCCACCAAAUGGUCAUUGGAAAUUACAUCGAUCGCAAUGCCAAGAUGAUCAGGAUUGUGAUAUUCCAGAAGGAAUGGAAUUGCAAUUAGGAUCUCAUCUCGUCUACUCUUGUAAUCUAGGCUAUAAAAUAAGAGGUUCUGCUGAUGUGAGUUGUAGUCUUGAAGGAAAAUGGCUCAACAUACCAGUUUGUAUAGAAAUACGCUGUAAAGCUUUAAGCACAGUAUCGACUGAAGCUAGAUGUACAUAUAACGACGAUUGGGUGUCGUGUGAGUCUCCGGUUUUGCCAAGAACAACAGCGAUGUUAACAUGUCGAAACAGUUAUCGACGUGAAAGUUUAUUUUCAACGCAAAGAGAUCGUGUGAGAUGUAACAUGAAUGGUCAAUGGGAACCAGAGCCUAUACGGUGCAUUCCAGUAUGCGGUACAUUGCCUCCUGAUGUUACACCACUUAUUGUAAACGGCGUACGACCUAACAUCACAGAAUUCCCAUGGCACGCUUCUAUGUAUCGUGAAUCUGCGAGUGGGAUCAAGAAAUAUUUUUGCGGUGCUUCUAUCAUCCAAGAAAAUCUUUUGAUAACAGCAGCACAUUGUGUAUACGACGAGAACACUAGGAAAAUUAUUGAAAAUCCCAGACAAAUACAUAUAUUAACGGGUAACAUUUUCCGCGAUUAUGACUCCCUCUUGCACGACAAACGGCUUGUUAAAAAGGCUCAGGUAAAGAAUAUUUACAUUAUAUGCAAUUACUUAGGACUUAUAGGAAAUUAUAUAUGGGACAUCGCGAUAUUGGAGCUUGUCAAACCAUUUGAAUUGUCCACCUGGCUAGUGCCCGCAUGCAUAGAUCCUUUCACAUAUGGUGAUCAAACUGUGUUGGAAGCGGGUGCUUACGGGAAAGUGGCAGGAUUUGGUAGAACUGCGAUGGGUGAUUCCAGCGCAAUAUUACAAGCUUUAACAGUGCCAUAUGUCCAAUACAGCCAAUGCAAGUCAGCAAGUCAAGACACCGAAAAACAAAAAUAUAUCACUAUCGACAAGUUUUGCGCAGGCUACACGAAUGGUUCUUCUGUUUGUGACGGUGAUAGUGGGGGAGGACUAGUUUUUAAAACCGGAGGUCUGUGGUAUCUGCGAGGUGUUGUUAGUGUCUCUCUUGGUUCAAUACAACAUGGUGGAUCUACUCAUUGUGAUAAUAACUUGUAUUCUUUAUAUACACGAAUAUCCAGCCAUAUUGGAUGGGUACAAGAUGUAAUUGAAAAAUUAGAUCAAAAAGGACAAUAUCCAUCAUGCCCUGAUAAGUCUUAAAUAUUAUAAGUGUUAUAUAUCAUACCCCUUGUCCACAACCUUGCUUUAAUUUUUAUGCACAUUAUUUUUUGACUGUAGUUGAUCAAUUUAUUACAGCUUAAAGAUUAAAGCAAGAUUGUGGACAAGGGGAUACUGUUUCUAUCUUACUAAUAAGACCACCUAUUAUUUCUGCAAUUCAUACAAUAUUGUUGCAUACAUAUUAAUAUGGCUAUCUCUGAAUUAAAAAUAAAAGAUAAAAAUAAAACAUCUUAAUCUUACAUAAAUAUGUUAA